Molecule: messenger RNA, 201 nt
Organism: Suillus paluster
Lineage: Eukaryota; Fungi; Basidiomycota; Agaricomycetes; Boletales; Suillaceae
Exons: 2
Source: RefSeq, a predicted model, not a curated record
AAAUAUCAGCUGUUGAAGAAGGCUGACUUAAAGGCUACUACAGUGGUGGCAGACCCGAACGCACGCGGUCAAAGAAAUAGCAUGCUAGCAUGGUUUUGGUCCAUUGAUGUCCAGGGGGAUUCCACAAGCAAUGACUGGAUGAAUGAAUUUUACCGUGUCCAUUUGCUUCGGAUGCUGGCACUGUGUGACCAUUGGGCAGAG